AAAAAAUCGAAUAUUCAGAAGUUGUGGUAGGCAAUGAAAAAGAUGAUUAUGACGAUGAUAGUGAUAAAAAUAUCAUAGCUAAUAUACGAAAUCUCUUCGAUACCAUGUCUCAAAGCAAAUCAACUCCAUUUUCUUUGGAUGACGAUAUUUUGAAUGUCAUUAAUAAUGCAGAAAUUGUGGAAGGUGUAGAAAGUAUGGAAAACGUGGAAAGCGUGGAAAGUAUGGAAAACGUAGAAGAUGUGGAAAGUAUGGAAAACGUGGAAAGUGUAGAAAAUGUCAAGAAUGUAGUAAGUGUAAUAAGUGCAGAAAAUGCAGAAAAUGUACAAAAUUUAGACAUUGCAGAAAAUGUACAAAAUGUAAACAUUGCAGAAAAUGUACAAAAUGUAGACAAUGUAGAAAAUAGAGAGAAUGCAGAGAAUGUAGAAAUUAUAGAAAAUGUAGAAAACGUAGAGAAUUUAGAAA
This is a messenger RNA of Dentiscutata erythropus, 462 nucleotides long. NCBI's taxonomy places the organism in Eukaryota, Fungi, Glomeromycota, Glomeromycetes, Diversisporales, Gigasporaceae. The record is from the annotation of a GenBank genome assembly.